This is a messenger RNA of Morone saxatilis (striped sea-bass), 4789 nucleotides long. Its product is annotated as adhesion G-protein coupled receptor D2. The transcript is spliced from 25 exons. Gene Ontology annotation, cellular component: membrane. Bases 188 to 3535 code for a protein of 1115 amino acids. Gene Ontology annotation, molecular function: G protein-coupled receptor activity. Gene Ontology annotation, biological process: cell surface receptor signaling pathway; adenylate cyclase-activating G protein-coupled receptor signaling pathway. NCBI's taxonomy places the organism in Eukaryota, Metazoa, Chordata, Actinopteri, Moronidae. The record is from RefSeq and is a predicted model, not a curated record.
GGGUUCCUUCUCUACUUUAGUGGACUGAAGAGAGGGCAGCUUAGAAGAACACAUACUUUAAAACUUUAAAAUCGGUGGAGUUAAAAAAAUAAAACGCUUAAAGGAGUGGUUGCAUGCUGCGUUCAGAGACACGACGCGAGUGGAAUGAGAAGACGCGCAAAAAAGUUUUUAAGACGAAUCAUUCAGGAUGCACUUGUUAUUGUUGCCCAAUUUAGCCCUGCUUGUUUGUUUACAAAGCUGUAUAUCAGCUUUUACACUGCCAGCCAGAACCCUGACAUACGAUGAGUCCUACUAUGAGUAUGUUCCUGAUCGCCUGCAGUGGAACAUUGCAGGUGAACUGUGCAACCAGCGCUCUGGAGCUUUAGCCAUUGUCUCCAACUCAGUAGAGAGCCAAGAGCUAACCAGCUUUUUAAAAUCCUUGAAUAUCUCUCAGCCUGUGUGGAUUUCCAGGAAAGUCAUGACACCGCCGACAAGUUCCUCGGAGACCCUGAUUCUCGAGUUCACCGGGCGCUCUGACAGGAAGCAUGCCCGUCUCCUACACGAGUUCCCCGCCAUGGGCUCAGUGACCGUUUGCACCCGUCUCCGCUUCGACCCAAAUUGCUUUGGAUUUUCCACCAUCUUCUCUUAUUCCAUCAAGUCAUUUAUUAAUGAGUUCCAGCUCCGUGCGAACCUGAUCCAGGGCAAGCCUGUUAAGCUGGCUCUGCUGGUCCAUGGCACUCAUGGACCUUACGAAGACGCCUUUGACCAUGACGACUCCUGGCACUCAGUGUGCGUUUCUUGGAGCCAGAAUGGUGGACGCUGGGCACUGUUUACUCAUGGCACCGUGGUCUCUAGGGGUGAUAGCCUAAACAGCUCUAACGCCAUUGGCCGUGAUGGCCAUUUUAUAAUCGGACAGGAGCAGGACACCUUUGGGGGCUCUUUUAAGAAGGAUGAGUCAUUCUCAGGGAGCAUCACUGAGCUGCACAUAUGGGAUCGGGUACUGAACAGCAGCGAAAUCUACGCCAUGGAAAAGGAUUGUUCACCCAUUUCCUCUGGGCUGGUGUUCAAGUGGAGUGAAACAGCAAUGGAUAUAGAUUCCUCCCUUACGAGGCUUUGGAGAGUCAACCCAUGUCAAGGAAACUUCACUGUCUUAGCAAAUUCGUUCUUGGAUAUCCUGGACAGACAUUCUUUGCAGAAUCAAACGUUGUACUUUGAGGUGUCCCACAGCUCUCAGUCUGAUGAGAAUUGUGGCGUCUUUGACCCUGUUAAUGGGAGCCUGAACCUAGUCAAGUGUGACUCAUACAGAGGGGCUGUUUGCCAGUUUAAGAAAGAAGCGCUGGAUGCUUUCACUUUACCAAAGACGCCAUUCUUCAGUAGACUGAGCAAGUAUGCUCUCACCAAGCCUGAGCUGAGUGGUAACACCUCCUGGAACAGAGAUCUGACCUUGCUGCAGCAGCUGACCCAGGCCGUUCUGCAUACGUUGGAGGCCGGUGGCUCGAACCUCCCCGCCUCCAGUGAUGUCCUCUACCUCACCCAGAUGAUUGAGAUAGACUUGACUGCACUGGCUAGCACUCAAUCUGCUGGAGACGAUGCAGCGGAGGUCAUGGUGUCCAUUGCUACUAACUACGUAAAGAUGGCGAGUUUGAUGCUGGAGCCCCACAUGGCUACACAGUGGAUGGGCCUGACAGAGUAUGGGGUAAGCGUGGGGCCGUUUACUAUUGUCAAGAGCAUUGACAAUGUCACUGAAACUCUCGCAGACAUGCUAUCUGCCGAGGGAAGAGGAUUCAGUCUUUCUACCAAGAAUAUAGAUGUGUACAUGAAGUGGCAGAAACUGUCUGAAGAGAGCUGUCGUCAAGUCUUCAAGCCAUCUGCAGUCAGCUCUCACACUGCCAGCAGCAGUGGUCAGGAUGAGUUGCUUAUCCCUGACACUGAACUCCAAAGAUUACACAGUCUGGGAUAUACAGAAUUGAUGUUUAUUCAUACCCACUACAGCCAUCUGAGUGAGAUUGUUUCUGGAGUACAGGAGCCUGCACUGAGUCACCAAGAGAAAGUAAAAAGAAUUCUCCCAGGUCACCUGGCUUCUGCUGUCAUAUCAGCCACCGUUCGUGAUACCUUCAAGGCUCAAACCAUCCCUGUGGCGGUCGAGUACACCCUUUCCUCAUCACAUGUGGGGGAGUACUCACAGCGUGUUACUCCUGUUUGUGUCUUUUGGAAUUUCAGCUUGAUGCAUAAUCAUUCCAACAGCUGGUCCAGUGAUGGUUGCAGGGUGACCUUUGCCGGCUCUGGUGUCACUUCCUGUCAAUGUAACCACACCACCAACUUUGCAGUGCUGAUGAAUUACCUGGAGUCGAAGUGGACUCCUGAGGAAGAGCUUAUUUUGACCAAACUGACGUUCAUCGGCUCUGGCGCGUCUCUGUGUGCGCUGGUGGUGACCUUGAUGCUGUUCACUGUGCUGGAUAUCCCCAAAUCUGAUAGGACAUCCAUCCAUAAGAACCUGUUCAUCGCUCUGAUCUGUGCCCAGGUGAUACUGCUUUGCAGUGGCUCAGCCAUUCACAACAAGGUGGCAUGUACACUUGUGGCAGCACUGCUCCAUCUCUUCUUCAUGGCAGCCUUUAGCUGGAUGCUGGUAGAGGGUCUGCUCCUUUGGAGCAAGGUGGUCGCAGUCAACCUAAGCGAGGACCGACACAUGAAGUAUUACUAUCUCAUCGGCUGGGGUCUGCCUGUACUGAUAGUCACCAUCACACUGGCCUCAGCCUCGGGCAAAUACUCUGCUGAUGGCUACUGUUGGCUGAGUGUCCAGAACGGCGUUAUCUGGGGCUUUGCUGGACCCAUCAUCUUCAUCAUCAUGGUGAAUAUCAUGGUACUGACCAGGGUUGUCGUAAUCACCAUCUCUACAGCCAAGAGAAGGUCCAUCAUGUUGGCUAUGGACACCAGUCCUGCAGAACAGGCCUAUGAGCAAAUGAGGGCUGCAGUGAAAGCAGUGCUGGUGUUGCUGCCCAUCCUCGGAUUGACAUGGCUGUGUGGCGUCUUGGUGCCUUUCUCCAUUGUCAUGGCCUACAUCUUUAUCCUCCUCAACUCCCUGCAGGGCCUGUUCAUCUUCCUGAUAUAUGGGGUGUACAACACAGAGGUUCGGAGCACGGUCAACAGGAUCAAGGAGAGGAGAAAAGCGCUUAAUUUUUCAAACUGUGCCAGUUCCCGACCAUCCAGCUCAGUUACCAGCUCUCGCCCUGUCAGUUUCCCACUAGGAACUACCCCAAGCCAAGAAGAGGAGGCCACUCCUACCUACACUUGCAAGACCACCCCAGGCUUGGGGAAGGAGGAAGAGAAGUCCAGAGGUCAGCUGUCCAUUCCUUGUGUUCCAGAGAGACUAGAAACUUCCUUGAGCCAAACCUCCAAAGGGCCUCAUCUGCAUACAAAGGAGCCUCGUCCCCCAGAGGUGGAUGCCUUGCCGGCUGCUUGUAGUCUUCAUGUUCCCAUGGAGCUGGAGUUUACAGCUUCCUGCUUCCCUCGCAGCCCUGCGCCUCAGAAAAGCUAUGGCCUCGUCUACGUUGACUGACCUGGCUGGUGACGGUGAUUGUAGUUUUGAUAUUGUGAUUCAUUUUUAAAUCAGAGUUGGUAAAAUCUUGUAUUAUAGCUCCUUUUUUUCCUCAACUCUUUAAUUUUCUGUCACCUAUGAUGAUUGUAGAGAUGCAGGAAUGUUUGGUACAUGUGUGUCCAAAUAUAGUGCUGCAUACUGUUGUAGUGUUUUUAAGUAUUUUCAGUGAUCCAGGGCUCAUUCUGCCUUUAACGCUUAUUUUAAGAUGCGCUGGAUAAUAAUAUAUCAUAAAGCCUCAAAUAAAACUUAAAUUCCAAAUUUUCACUAAAAGUUUAUUGAUUUUUGCAUUUGGUAUAAUUGUAUGUUUUUCAUUGUGUAAUCUCUUUCAUGGCUUUACUUGCUGUUUGCUUGUGAAAGCGUUUCUGUAUAUCCAGUUAAAGUGUGCGGUAGUACUGCAGUGUGGUACAUGAACUGAGUAAUGGGGAGUACUUGUGACCCAUUAUUGUGAGAUACAUAUCAUGUGUCCCUGGUUUGAUUCAAGCUGACAUUUUUAUCAGUGCAGCGUAUUUCUUGAUUCUGCCUGUGUACACAAGAAGGAAUAUGUCCACAGACAAAAUGCAAUUAAACCCCUUUACUUAAUAUCCACUGUUCCUGAACUCUCCUAGUGUGUCACUUUGCAGAGUUGACAUGUCAACUAUCAAAUAAAGGCCAGAAUGGCCUAAAAAAGGAGAAAAAGAGUCAUAGUUUUCAAGGUAUCAUUUGUUGUUUCUGCUCAUGAGGUUUGUACAGUAGACAACAUAUCUACACAGAUUAAAAACAAAAGCACAAUGAAUUUAUAAUCCGGAUCUGAUGCUGGUCACAAGACAAAACGUCUUUAAAGAACAAUGUCCCAAAGACAAUACAAUUUCAGAACUGGAGUACCUAUUAUGUAAAUGUUCUUUACACAACAUAUAUUAAGGAACAAAAAGAUUCUCUAUAGAAUCAAACAUUUCAAAAUUUGCAUAUCGCGUCAAGUCACGCCAAUUGUAUUUGUAUAGCCUAAUAUCACAGAUAGCAGAUUUACCCGAGGGGCUUUGUGAUCUGGGGAUUUUCUCAUUCCUACUAGUUUUACUGUAAUGUUAUUCAAGAUAUGUUGGAGUUCUCCCACAAAAAAACACAUGUAAUGGAACUGGACUGUUAGUGUGCGCAGGAAGCGAGAAUCUGGUGUUAUAAGCAUAAUAAUUAUUUAUUGAAAUAUGAAGAAAAAUUCCGUUAGCCUCAGAGAGAGACCCCCCC